Cricetulus griseus (Chinese hamster) is the source of this 902-nucleotide messenger RNA. Lineage: Eukaryota; Metazoa; Chordata; Mammalia; Rodentia; Cricetidae. The record is from RefSeq and is a predicted model, not a curated record.
GCCACAACUAUGAGUCUCUUCAGGUGACAUCGGCCCAGAAGCAUGUCCUCCACGUGCAGCUAAACCGGCCAGAGAAGAGGAAUGCCAUGAACAAGGCCUUCUGGAGGGAGUUGGUGGAAUGCUUCCAGAAGAUUUCCCAAGACUCCGACUGUCGGGCUGUUGUGCUCUCUGGCGCAGGAAAGAUGUUCACUUCAGGUAUCGACAUCAUGGACAUGGCGCACCUCCUGCAGGCCCCAGGGGAUGAUGCAGCCCGCACGGCCUGGUAUCUCCGUGACCUCAUCAGCAAAUUCCAGAAGACCUUCACUGUCAUUGAGAAGUGCCCCAAGCCGGUGAUUGCUGCCAUCCAUGGAGGUUGCAUUGGUGCAGGAGGUGGAUUUGGGCCUGGCUGCCGACGUGGGGACACUGCAGCGACUGCCCAAGGUCAUCGGGAACCAGAGCCUGGUCAACGAGCUGACCUUCACGGCCCGAAGGAUGAUGGCUGACGAGGCCCUGGACAGUGGGCUGGUCAGCCGUGUGUUCCCAGAUAAGGACAACAUGUUGAAUGCAGCCUUUGCCCUGGCGGCUGAGAUUUCCAGCAAGAGCCCUGUGGCUGUGCAGGGGUCAAAAAUCAACCUAAUCUACUCCCGAGACCAUUCCGUGGACGAGAGCCUUGACUACAUGGCCACCUGGAACAUGAGCAUGCUGCAGACCCAGGACAUAAUCAAGUCCGUCCAGGCAGCCAUGGAGAAGAAGGACACCAAAAGUGCCACCUUCUCCAAGCUCUGAGUGCCUUCCUGAUCCUGAGAGAGGAAGGCUCCGUGGAGGGUCAGUGCCUUCUUCCAUGUGGUCGCCCAUUGUACAAGCUUACGACUUAGUUCUUCAGGGGCCUUAUCUUCACUGUGAACAAUAAAGUUUGAACACAG